ACCUCCGCGGUCAAAUUAUUAAUUCGUGUUAAUCCUUUUAUCCUCUCGUUCUCUCUCUCCCCGCUCCGAUUACCCUUUUUUUCUUUCGCUUCGUUGCCGGCGAGAUCCCGCAGACGGCGCCGCCGGUGAAGAGGAAUUAGAUAUGCUUGGAAAAUAAUUCCCCUUUGCCUUUCUUGAAAGAGAAAGCUCGUAAGUGAUAUGAGGGAUAAUUCGUUCGUAUGCGAUAUUGUAUUUCGAUCCCGGUAAAACCUAAUUCUCGCAGCCAUGGCGUCGUCGUCGUCUUCCAUGAACCCUUCGUCUCCGGGGCUUAAGGCUUACUUCAAGACUCCUGAGGGCCGAUAUAAGCUCCAGUAUGAGAAGACUCAUUCCGCUGGCAUUAUGCAUUAUUCUCAUGGCAAAUCCGUAUCUCAGUUGACGAUCGCGUAUCUUAAGGAAAAACAAGCUUCACAGGGGCCCAGCGUGCCUUCGACGCCGGGUUCCAGCGGUGUGGUGAAGUCGGCAGCAGCGAGGCUCUUUGUUGGUGUUAAUGGAAGCAAGGCCUUCUCUUUUGGUGGUUCGAAUGGUGGAAGUAAGAUGGUGUCUGGACCCAGCAGGUUUGGAGGGACUUUUGGAGGUUCUGCUGGAUCAGGCAGCUCUCCUUCUUCAGCAAAUUACGAUGGGAAAGGGACUUAUUUAAUAUUUAAUGCCGGUGAUUCGCUAUUCAUUAGUGAUCUGAAUUCGCAUAACAAGGAUCCAAUCAAGUAUAUUCAUUUCAGCAUUUCAUACCCUUUGUGCCAUGCUUUUGAUUCAGAGGCAAAAGAUGGACAUGAUUUGCUCAUUGGACUUCAAUCUGGAGACAUCUUCACAGUGUCGCUGAGGCAGCAAUUGCAGGAUCCUGGUAAAAAGCUCGUGGGAGCUCAACAUUAUAAUAAAGAUGGAGCGAUUAACAACAGUCGCUGUACUUGUGUUGUAUGGGUACCAGAUGGUGAUGGCAUUUUUGUUUCUGCUCAUGCUGAUGGAAACCUAUAUGUGUAUGGAAAAAACAAAGAUGGGGCUAUUGAUCCAUCAUUUCCUGCCAUCAAAGAUCCAACUCAGUUUUCUGUUACUCAUGGACGAUCUAGUAAGUGCAACCCGAUUAUUAGGUGGCAUAUUUCCCAGGGGUUCAUAAACAAUAUUUCGUUCUCAAUGGAUGGUGGAUAUUUAGCAACUGUCGGAAGAGAUGGAUACUUGAGAGUAUUUGACUACCUCAAAGAGCAAUUAACUUUUGGUGGAAAAAGCUAUUAUGGUGCUUUGCUUUGCUGUGCUUGGAGUCCUGAUGGUAAAUACAUAUUAACUGGCGGUGAAGAUGAUCUAGUACAAGUGUGGAGUAUGGAAGAGCGGAAGAUAGUGGCAUGGGGUGAGGGGCAUAAUUCAUGGGUGAGUGGUGUUUCUUUUGAUUCCUAUUGGUCAGCUCCAAAUCCAGAUGGAAAAGGAGAAAACGCUAUGUACCGAUUUGGUUCUGUUGGUCAGGUAUAAACUAUGCCAUUCAAGGAAAUUAAU
Molecule: messenger RNA, 1518 nt
Organism: Dendrobium catenatum
Lineage: Eukaryota; Viridiplantae; Streptophyta; Magnoliopsida; Asparagales; Orchidaceae
Product: WD repeat-containing protein 20-like
Exons: 10
Coding region: 265-1494 (409 amino acids)
Molecular function (GO): protein binding
Source: RefSeq, a predicted model, not a curated record